UCGCGGCUCUCCGAACGAGGCCUCUUUCCCCGGCGAAGGGAGUUCCAGGAAUACGCCGCUUAGCAGCUUCUGUCAAAGGCCGGGCUCUUUCUUCCCCCCACGGGGGCGUUUUCUGGGCCUGGCUAAAUUUUAGGCCCGGGAGGGGAGGAGGAAGAGGCAAAGCAGCGCUUCAGGCCAGUACGUUUCCGAGCACCAUUCAAAGUGUUGGUGCUGACCUUGAAAGCCCCAAACGGCCUCGGUCCAGUACACCUGAAGGAGCGUCUCCACCCCCAUCGUUCUGCCCGGACACUUGAGGCCCAGCUCCGAGGGCCUUCUGGUGGUACCCUCACUGCGAGAAGCCAAGUUACAGCCUUCUCGGUGGUGGCGCCCGCCCUGUGGAACGCCCUCCCUUCAGAUGUGAAGGAAAUAAGUAGCUUUCCUAUCUUUAAAAGACAUCUGAAGGCAACCCUGUUCAGGGAAGCUUUUAAUGUUCAAUAGGUUAUUGUGUAUUAGUGUUUUGUUGGAAGCAACCCAGAGUGGCUGGGGAAACCCAGCCAGAUGGGCAGGGUAUAAAUAAAAAAUUACUAUUAUUAUUAUUCAGGUCCCGUGCGCAAAUUUGUUUGGCUCUGCAUUACAAAGAGGUCUGCAAACGUGACGUGAAGGCUGGCAACAUCUGGGAAUUCCUUCUUUUUUAUUUUAAUUCAUUUUUUUAUUAUAUAUAUAAAUCCAAAAAUACAUUCCAAUACAUGAUAAUUUUCUCUUUGGUUUUAUUGACUUCCCUUCCCGUUUUCCAUGGUGUUUUUAAUUUCUCCCCCUUGCUGCACCCUUGUCUUCUCUCUCUCAUAACCAUGACAAUAAUCUCUAAGCCUGCCUGUUGCUCAUAGUUCAAAUCUGCUCGGAAAUUCAUCACACUCAUGGGCAUAGCGGGUGGUGGGGUGGGUAGCAUCGAAAGUACUCAACUAACAGGUUCUGUCCACCCCCAACCAAAGCCUGUCCCCCUUUUGGGGUGGCAUUUUUACCCGUGACUUCUCCAAAGAAAAUCCUGCUUACGCCCAUGAUCAUACCAUAAUAUUUCUUUAAAUAUUCCAAAAGGGGCUUCCAUUCUUCCACAAAACAAUCAUUAGUCUCUCUUAUUUUUGCUGUUAGCUUUGCCAACCCUCCAUUGUCCAUCCCUUUACUUAUCCAUUUUUCUUUGGUGGGAACUUCCUUCCAGCUUUGUGCAUAAAGAAUCCUAGCUGCUGUCAUUACAUAGAGCUUAAUCGUCUUUUUGGGGAAUUCUGUUCCCACCGUCUGGGAAUUCCAUGCCUGGAGGUUUCACUUAAAAUAGCAUCAUAAUUAUCAUUGUUAAUAGGGUUCAUUGCAGUCUACAGGUGGUAAAGUUAGACUUGGAAGAAUAUAUCUUCAUGCUUGGGUGGAUAAUGUAAGGGGAGGCAUCGUGCAAAUAAAACAAGGGCAUCACUGAGGAUGCCACUGGCUGAAUCCGACCUCUGCUGUCUCUGAACAAAAGACAGCCCUUCCCCUCAUCCCAGACACGCUCCUCCAGCCGAAGAGGAGCAAAGCCAGCCAGCCAGACGCUCAAAGGGGAAGGCAAGGAUGAAAGCAGCAGCGAAUGCAACCACAUCUGUCUCCUCCUAGGAUCAGAGGUGGAGGCUGGGGCUGGAUGGAGAAAGGACCUUCCAUUCCUCAGAAUCCACCUUAAAUGUUGGUGGAGCUGAGCAAAAUCUGGCUCUGGGUUUCUCAGUCUCCACCCUGUGGUGCCUGCAGUGAAUUCUUAUCUCUCCGCACAUGCAGCAGCCAAAACCAAAAAAUCUUCUGUGCCCAAAGCAGCGGUGAGUAGAUGCAAGAUGGGGAAGCGUGGAGGACGAUUUGCUUUAGCAGCAGCAACUAAGUCCGGACUCUGCCUGCUGGAAGGAAUCUCUGUUUUUUAUCAGAUGUGCUUUAUUGGAUAGAUGGACUCUUGUCAGGGACAGGAUUCUGGGAAAAGUGCCGCACUUGGGAUCAUUGUAAUAAAAUGCAUUCCAGUUAAUACAUAUGAAAAACAAAAGAAAAUCUGAAGCUAUUUCAGCAGCCCACUCCCAAAUCUCAUAAUUUCACUAUGCUCUGAAUCAAGCCACACUCCUGAAGUGCCAGGACUGGGGGUUGAUGUUCUUCCUUUCCCGUUGUGGGCGUGGGUGUUUAAUUUCAUUGCUGUACAGUACAAUGAAGUGCAAAGCAUUGAAUUCUCUAUCUCUCUGCAACAUAGCUUUAUUCUUACCAUUUUACAGAUGCCAAGGGUGGGGGCUGACUUCUGUUGCUCUGGUGGGUUCAACAUGCAACCAGACUGUAUCUCAACAUGCCCUUGUCCAGAGGGCAUUUGGAGGGGGGGGGCAAGCCAGCAGGUUAGUCUUUAUUGCAAGUAGAAUCAAGGCUGAAUUUGAAAAUAUUUUGAAAUCCAGUUUUCAUUUGUGUUUUUCUGCUUGUUGUGUAAUCCCCUAUUUUUUUAAUACACCCUUACCUCACAUCAGGGGGACGUGGGUGGCACUGUGGGUUAAACCACAGAGCCUAGGACUUGCCGAUCAGAAGGUCGCGGUUCGAAUCCCCGCGACGGGGUGAGCUCCCAUUGCUCGGUCUCUGCUCCUGCCAACCUAGCAGUUCGAAAGCACCUCAAAGUGCAAGUAGAUAAAUAGGUACCGCUCUGGCGGGAAGGUAAACGGCGUUUCCGUGCGCUGCUCUGGUUCGACAGAAGCAGCUAGUCAUGCUGGCCACAUGACCUGGAAGCUGUCUGCGGACAAACGCCGGCUCCCUUGGCCUAUAGAGCGAGAUGAGCGUGCAACCCCAGAGUCGUCCACGACUGGACGUAAUGGUCAGGGGUCCCUUUACCUCACAUCACUAUAUCAUAAUCUGUGACAACCAGAACAAUCAGUCUUUGUUCCCUGGAUAGACCUUUGUCCUGCUGUAACAGGAGGAACCCAACAGACAAAUGGUGUGGCUGAAAAGCCAGACCUGGGGUUGGACUCACUCAUAACUCUAGAUUGAAUAUUAUUAAUAACACAAAUUCUCCUGUUGGACUGUAGCACACACCUUUAGCACACAUGGAAUGUUUUCAGAGAGGUGCUGGUGGUAAGGAGUGUGCCAAUUCAGUCUCACUUGACCACUCUGCAUUUGGGACACGGUUCCCUGUUCCUGUGUGUGUACACUAUUGCCAGUUGCAGCAACAGUGUCAAAUAUUAAUCCUGUGGUGUACCACCUCUUGAAUAUUAUAUAAUACUUAAACACCACGGCAUGUCAAGUGCUGUACUGCAAUUAGAAUCGAGGUGCCCCAGUUGGGUAUCUCUCAGAAUUAGAAAAUGAUGCCUUUCACAUUCAAAAGCUUCCAGUAAAAGGUAAAGGUAAAAGGACCCCUGGCCAUUAGGUCCAGUUGUGACCGACUCUGGAGUUGCGGCGCUUAUCUAGCUUUAUUGGCCACGGGAGCUGGCGUACAGCUUCUGGGUCGUGUGGCCAGCAUGACUAAGCCGCUUCUGGCGAACCAGAGCAGCGCACGGAAAAGCCGUUUACCUUCCCACCGGAGCGGGGUGCACUUUGAUGUGCUUUCAAACUGCUAGGUUGGCAGGAGCAGGGACAGAGCAACGGAAGCUCACCCCGUUGCGGGGAUUUGAACCGCCAACCUUCUGAUCAUCAAGUCCUAGGCUCUGUGGUUUAACCCACAGCGCCACCCGCGUCCCCAUAAAGCUUCCAGAGUUAACACUAAAUACAUUACUUCUGGUAAAUGAGCCACCAUAGACAACAUUAGAGGGCUAUGAAAAUUUGUGUCCCGGGCUUUUUAGACUCAUCUACCCAUGCACUAUCAGAAACCAAAGGGGAGCAUUGGUUGUCAGGUGUGAAUUAUUUCCCCCCCAGCUCUCCUACCCCACUUAGAUAUAUUCUGCUGAUAGUUGAAUUCUCUUUCCAGGAUACAAAAUAAUGGAGAGCAGAAGGAAGGAAGGCAGCCUUACCCAGAAAGACCCCAUAAGAACAGAUCUUCAAGGGGCAGAAGAACACUCCCAGGGGAGAAAUUUGGACAGCGGCAGUCAGGAAAGAGACUGCGAGAGCCAGAGCGAGCCGGGGAGGCAGCGGAGGAAAACCACAGCCCUUAGUAGGAGGUUUGGUGUAUCGUCCCAGUGCAAAGAAGGCAUUGGAAGGCUGAAGGACCUCCUGGCCCUGCAAAGACCCCUCGCGAGGCCCACCAUCUGCAAUGAGUGUGGCAAGGGCUUCAGCCGCAGUUCGGACCUCGUCAGGCACCAGAUCACCCACACAGGGGAGAAGCCCUACACCUGCGCUGUCUGUGGCAAAGGCUUCAGCCAGAACUCCAACCUGCUGACCCACCAGAGGAUACACACAGGUGAGAAGCCCUACCAAUGCAGGGACUGCAGCAAGCGCUUCAGCGAGAGCUCUGCCCUCAUCUAGCAUCAGAGGACCCACACGGGAGAGACGCCGUACGCGUGCGUGGAGUGCGGGAAGCGAUUCAGCGUGAGCUCGAACCUAAUCCGUCACCGGCGCACCCAUAUGGACGAGAGGCCUUAUAUCUGCGGGGAGUGCAGGGAGGGUUUCCGGCACAAGUCGCAGCUCAGGAGGCACCAGAAACUGCACGUAGCUUAGCGUUUGGGGUGGGGAUGAGCUACAAAACCAAAGCGCAUAUUGUGUAAACGAGCAGGCCAAUAUGUAAAACUGAAAUAAGUUUUGUAGGGAAUGUUCUUAUGCACAUUUUCUGAACUUGGAUUUACCUGCAAAAAGAAAAUAAAAGUUGAUCCUUCCAAUUUAAUUCUCCCACCCAUUGCUCUCCUUUACAGAUACUAUUGGCUUUGGGCUGCAAUCCUAUACACACCGAACUCAAUGGAACUUAAAUCUAAGAAGGCAUGCAAGGAAUUGCACGGUUGAUGGGUUUAAGAAAAACUUGGGUGUCAGAAACACUUCACUAUGACCACCUUGAAGUUCAUCAGCAAAGCUGAAAAGUUAGGCUUUAAAUAUACUUCCAAGUCAGGUUUUGAAACUAAACUUUGAAAUAUCACUCACAUUCUAAGUUUUGGCUAUAGUUUGGUUGUAUAUGGGAUCAAAAGCACGUGAGGCUUCUAUAUUUUAGGACUCAAUGGCCUGGUUCUCAUGCUGUGCUAAGACAAGUCAAACACACACAGGAUCCAGAAGAGAUGGUAGCAAUUUACUCCUUUUUAAAAAAUUAUAAUUUUCAUUUUACAACAAACAAAAGCAAAACCUAUUAAAAAGCAACUUACUGCAUGUGUCAUAUUUUGACUCCCCUCCCCCCCUUUCUGUGGUUCCUUACGUUUAUAAUAUUUUUACUGCAUUUCCAAAUUAAACCUAUUUAUUAUUUAUCCCAUAUAUUCAAUAUAUGUUUUAUAUCACUGCACAUUUUUACAUUAAUCCUGCUAAUGUCUUAAUCUGUUUACGAUAGUCUUGUAAAUAUUCAAUAAACGGUUUCCAUUCUUUAUUAAAAACUUUGUGCUCUUGAUUCUUAUUCUUUGGUCAAACUUAGCCAUUUCUGCAUAAUCCAGUAGUUUCUGUUGCCAUUCCUCUUUAGUCAGGACAUUUUCUUUUUUCCAUCUUUGGGAAAAUAGCAUUCAAGUGGCUGUGGUCGCAAAUAUAUAUAUAUAUAUAUAUAUAUAUAUAUAUAUAUAUAUGUAGGACUGUUUUAGGUAACUUUGCUUUACUUCUGGUUGCUCAGCUGUUGUGUUGAGCUGUGCUGCGGCUUGGCUUAGUGCAUGGGUAGGCAAACUAAGGCCCGGGGGCCAGAUCCGGCCCAAUUGCCUUCUAAAUCCAGCCCGUGGACGGUCUGGGAAUCAGCGUGUUUUUACAUGAGUGGAAUGUGUCCUUUUAUUUAAAAUGCAUCACUGGGUUAUUUAUGGGGCAUAGGAAUUCGUUCAUUCCCCCCCAAAAAAAUAAUAGUCUGGCCCCCCACAAGGUCUGAGGGACAGUGGACCGGCCCUCUGCUGAAAAAGUUUGCUG
This is a messenger RNA of Podarcis lilfordi (Lilford's wall lizard), 5952 nucleotides long. NCBI's taxonomy places the organism in Eukaryota, Metazoa, Chordata, Lepidosauria, Squamata, Lacertidae. The record is from the annotation of a GenBank genome assembly.